AGAUGGUGAAGGAACGGUUGAUGGAAUCAUGAAUAUAUAUUUAAGUGUUGAGAGAACUUCAAAACUCCAUUGCUCUGAUUUCUCUGAGAUAAAAUUAUGGCAAAUUCAGAAGAGAAGAAACAUGUUGCAGUGUUUUCUUUCCCCUUUGGAAGCCACCCUACUCCUCUCUUAAACCUGGUGCUGAAGCUGGCUAAUGCUGCUCCCAACUUGCAAUUCUCAUUCAUAGGCACUGAACACUCCAACAACCCUCUUCUCAUCUCAAAUCCCCACAUCCCAAACACCAUCAAGUUCUACAGUAUAAGCGAUGGAGUCCCAGAGGGUCAUGUUCCAGGUGGCCACCCAGUUGAAAGAGUCAACCUUUUUCUUCAGGCUUGUCCUCACAACCUGCAGAAGGGAAUAGACAUGGCAGUGGCUCACACAAAACAGAGAGUUACUUCUGUCAUCGCUGAUGCUUUUGUCGCACCCUCUCUCACCGUGGCUCAGCGCCUGAACGUUCCAUGGGUUGCGGUUUGGCCUCCUUUGUCAUGCUCGCUCUCUGCACAUUUCUACACCGAUUUGAUACGCCACAGGUGUAACUCUGCAGCACGAGACACCCCUUUGGAUUUUGUUCCUGGAUUGUCUAAGAUGCGAGUUGAAGACUUGCCAGAAGAUGUGAUCCAAGGUGUCGGUGAAGAGGAGACACUGUUUUCGAAGACACUAGCGUCAUUGGGAAGUGUGUUACCUCAAGCCGAGGCAGUGGUUGUGAAUUUCUUUGAGGAACUAGACCCACCCUUGUUGGCUAAGGACAUGAAGUCAAAGUUCAAGUACUUUCUUUACGUUGGUUUCCUCACUCUUUCACUGCCUCUGCCACCCUUGCCUCCAUCAGACACAGACGGCACUGGGUGCUUGUCGUGGUUGGACAAGCAGAAGGGUGGGUCAGUGGCGUAUGUUAGCUUCGGGACAGUGGUGACACCACCGCCACAUGAGAUCGUGGCGGUGGCGGAAGCGUUGGAAGCAAGUGGCUUUCCCUUUUUGUGGUCUCUGAAGGAGCAUCUGAAGGGUGUUCUGCCAAGUGGGUUUCUUGAGAGGACAAGAGAACGUGGGAAAGUUGUGGCUUGGGCUCCUCAGACUCAGGUUUUGGGACAUGGUUCUGUGGGAGUGUUCGUGACUCACUGCGGUUGUAACUCGGUGUUUGAGAGCAUGUCGAAUGGAGUGCCUAUGAUAUGCAGGCCUUUCUUUGGCGACCAUGGGUUAACUGGGAGGAUGGUUGAGGAUGUUUGGGAGAUUGGUGUGAGAGUGGAAGGUGGGGUGUUCACGAAAGAUGGGUUGGUGAAAUGCUUGAGACUGAUUCUGGUGGAGGAAGAGGGGAAUCUGAUGAAGAAAAAUGCUGUGAAAGUGAAAACAACAGUGGUGGAUGCAGCUGGAGCACAAGGUAAAGCAGCACAAGAUUUGAACACUUUGGUGGAAGUGGUUUCUAGAUCUUAAUUAGGUCAUUGCUGUUGUCAGAAUGCAGUUUAUAACUGUAAUUUUCUUUUUACAUAUUUUCUCUUGUCGAGGAAUAAUAAGAUCAAUGUCUCAUCUUUCACUGGUGGGAGUAGUUGACCAUAAAUAAAAAGUGGAGAAAGUUGGAUGAGGAUUCCCACACGUCAAGUGAGAACGAAAACUUAAUUUUCAGCCAUGAAUGUUAUUUUCUUUACCUUUUUCUUGCAGUUAUUUUUCAAGAAAAUUAAUAGAAUAUACGAUAAGUCUUCAA
Molecule: messenger RNA, 1732 nt
Organism: Vigna unguiculata (cowpea)
Lineage: Eukaryota; Viridiplantae; Streptophyta; Magnoliopsida; Fabales; Fabaceae
Product: anthocyanidin 3-O-glucosyltransferase 7-like
Molecular function (GO): UDP-glucosyltransferase activity
Source: RefSeq, a predicted model, not a curated record